Molecule: messenger RNA, 1012 nt
Organism: Mustela lutreola (European mink)
Lineage: Eukaryota; Metazoa; Chordata; Mammalia; Carnivora; Mustelidae
Gene: ENHO
Product: energy homeostasis associated
Exons: 2
Coding region: 367-597 (76 amino acids)
Biological process (GO): positive regulation of Notch signaling pathway
Cellular component (GO): plasma membrane
Source: RefSeq, a predicted model, not a curated record
AGAGGCCGCCCCGGUCGCGCGGCGGCGGGAGCGGCCGGCGGAGGCUGCGCGGCCGAGGGGGAGGGCCGGGGGAGGGGACAUCGCCCCUGCCCGCCUCCUCCCGCCCCCCCCUCCCCCGCCCCGCGCCCGGAGGCUCCCGAGUCUCAGUCGGCGCCCAGCAUCCCGCUGCCCCGGACCCUCCCUGCGGGCGCGCACCGGGCUCAACUCAGGCUCAGGACUGCAGGUGGAUACCCACUGCCCAGGAUUCACUGAGUGUGGACAGGACAGCCUCUUUGGAAGGCCAGCUGUACUGGAGUUCUGCCUCGGCAUGGGCCUUGCCAUCAAGCCAGCCCCGUGGUCUGUGCUGGUCUGAGGGUGCUGCCUGUCAUGGGGGCAGCCAUCUCCCAGGGGGCCCUCAUUGCCAUCGUCUGCAACGGCCUCGUAGGCUUCUUGCUGCUGCUGCUCUGGGUCAUUCUCUGCUGGGCCUGCCAUUCCCGCUCUGCGGACAUCGACUCUCUCUCCGAAUCCAGUCCCAACUCCAGCCCUGGCCCCUGUCCUGAGAAGGCACCCCCGCCCCAGAAGCCCAGCCAUGAAGGCAGCUACCUGCUGCAGCCCUGAAGGCCCCUCACCUCACCUGGAGUCUGGGGCCUAAGUCUGCCCCACCCAGAGCCUGGAAUCGGAAUCCCAGGGUCUAGCCAGCCUGGGGUCCAGAGCCCAGAGUCCAGCCUGUCUGGAGCUGGACCUAGCAGCCCAGAGUUGAGCCGGUCUGGCUCCACGAGGAGCUCUGGUGGCCCUUGGUAGACAGGCCUGGGGUGGGGAUUCCUGAGUUGGUGCUAGGGCCAGGGCCAUCUCGACUGUGCUCCAUUCUGAGGGCCAGGGACUGGGACCACCUCUCCCUAGGCCAAUUGCCUCCAGGCCCUUGAGGUUGGGGAAGCAAACUGGAAUCCAUGGCAAUAACGGGAGGGUGUCCAGGCUGGGCCCCUCCUCAGGUCCUCCCACUGUUUGCUGGAUAAUAAAUGGAACUAUGGCUCUA